UCAGUUACAUCGUUUACAAGCGAGCAGCACAGUUGCCCGAGCGUCGUCCGCCUUAGUGUUGACGACUCAAUGGCGAACCGUGUGUCGGCAUCACAUAGUAGAAAUAAUCCUAAUCAAAAUACUUCAUCGUCAAAUAAUCGCUCAAGUCGUUCGACACUUACUACACAUACGUAUGCAUCCACUAAUACAUAUAAUACCGAACCAACGUACACAACAACACGUAUAACAGGUGAUCCUCGAACUCUUCAUUGA
Molecule: messenger RNA, 252 nt
Organism: Adineta ricciae
Lineage: Eukaryota; Metazoa; Rotifera; Eurotatoria; Adinetida; Adinetidae
Source: the annotation of a GenBank genome assembly